GUGUCAGCAGGAGAAACAGCAGCAGCAGCAGGAGAAAGCUUCAGUGCCUGUGAGCAGCAGGUCUGCAGAGCAGAGCAGAGCAGAAAACAACGGAGAAGCUCGGAGGAUCAUCCAGUCCUGUCUCUCUCUCUGUCUCUCUGUCUGUCUGUUUGUCUUUCUUCACUGUCUCCGCGUCUGUCGUUCCUCUGCGUCUUCUCCUCCCCGACUACCAAGGGAUGGGGGGAUGAUCAGCAGCGACUCCCCUCCACCACCGCCGCCGCCUCAGCCUCCUCACCCACCUUCGCUCGGUCUCCGUGUGCCCUGACGGUCGUCGGAGCUGUGCCCAGGAUGUGGGCCCCGCUGCUCGGCCAGGCCGCCGUGUUCGCGGCCCUGUGGGCGCUGAGCACCUGCUUGACAGCGUCUCACGUGUGUCCUCGGAGUUUAGACUGUGCCCGAGCAGGAAGACACUUCUGUCAGCCGGGCAGCUCGCACUGUGGCCCCUGCCUGCGCCCCCUGGUGGAGAACUCCCACGGCAGAUGUGUGGUCAAGAGGAGACAUGUCACUCAGUCUGCUCAGCUCAUCAAAGGUAAAAUGAGCUCAUAUCCUGAGCUGGACGAGGAGAUCGACUUCCUGUCUGCCAUCAUCAGUGAGCAGAGAACAGAGACCAGGCUGCCGGUUUCCCUCUCCCAGGACGUCUCUGAGGCCAAACCCAAGCAGCUCGGUGAGGCCGUCGACGACCACAGCGCGUUGAUCACGGAGACGCCCGCGCGGCACGGCGUCCUGAACGCCGGACUGACGACGCCCACGACCACCGCAAACACCACCAACCACACUCUACUCAGUGACCCCAUCAUUCUGCCCCACCCCAGCAACGACCACGUCUUCAUCAUCAUGAGCAGCGUGUUCGUCGUGGCCGGUUCGCUGGCGUUGAUCAUGGCAGGAGCCUGUUGGGUCAGAUUGCAGAGAGGUCUGCAGCUCACUGAGAAGAUGGACUCUCCCACACAUCGACUGAUCAGAGCUCAGGCGUUUGACAACUUGCCCGGAGACAAGAAGCUGGCCCACAGCGCCCAGAUGUACCACUACCAGCACCAGAAGCAGCAGAUGCUCUCCCUGGAGAAACACAGGGAGGAGCCAAAGGUUCCUGACUCGGGGGCGUCGACUGAUGAAGAGAACGAGGACGGAGAUUUUACAGUAUACGAGUGUCCUGGACUGGCACCUACGGGGGAAAUGGAAGUGAAGAACCCGCUGUUUGACGACACCCCGAUUUACCUCCACAAGUUCCGCUAACGAACCCGGACCACAGCGCUUGUGUGUUUAAAAAAAAACAACACAACAAAGCAAAGAAACAAUCUGUUACAUUUACACACACACACACACACACACACACACACCGCUGUGAGCAGCCGGAAUGUGGGGAGAGUGUGAGGCGACGCUGAGGAGGACGAGGCGAGACGUUCAUGGACUCUUAAAGGACGUCACAGCGCAGGACUAAGUCUUGGACCGACGUCGCUCAUUCCACAGCCACACACUCGUCCUUUUUUUAUUAUUAUUAUUUCUCAGAUUUGUUCUUUUAUUGAAACUAAAAGAAAUCACUGCUGUAACACUGUUCGCAAAAAAGAACAGAUUCCACAGUUUCUUCACGAUUUCCUGUCAAUCAAUCCAUAAGUCAUUAUUAUUAUUAUUAUUAUUAUUAUAUCAGUAAACACUCCUUAAUUUAUGGAGGUCUUUGUUUCAGGCUUUUGGUUUUUUAUUAUUAUUUGUUAUUUAUUGAUUUCAUCCUCAUGAACACGUUGAACGCGGCACCGUGAUCUGUAUCACUGUUGAUGUAGCCUUGGUUUUCUCAGUGUAGUUGCUCUAUGCAUGAAUUGAUGACGCUGUGUAUGAAAACAUGAACGUGAAUA
Messenger RNA from Solea solea (common sole), 1880 nucleotides. RefSeq names its product neural proliferation, differentiation and control, 1b (gene npdc1b). Lineage: Eukaryota; Metazoa; Chordata; Actinopteri; Pleuronectiformes; Soleidae. The transcript has 9 exons. Gene Ontology annotation, cellular component: membrane. Bases 328 to 1266 code for a protein of 312 amino acids. The record is from RefSeq and is a predicted model, not a curated record.